GUCUUUACGGAUGUUGCGUCACAGCUGCUUUAAAGCGGACCGAGUCGCGAGCGUUCAGGCCACAAAUGAUCUCGGGGAACAUGGACCGUGUUUGAGACUUAAAAACGAACCAAAAACUGCGCGCCUUCGCCUGGACUUAACAUCCGGACUCAACCGGGACAGAACCGCCACCGAAACUGGAUUCCACCUCGAGUGUCGGAGCUUUUAAAACCGGAGUGAAGGCGCUACAUUAGCCGGGCCUUCCUCCCACAAUGGCUGACACCGAGGUCUCCUUGUCUCCAUCUCUCCUGCCGCUCCACCUUAGCCCCUCCCACUCUGCUCCACCUCCUCUGCCAGACGACUCCUCCCCCACCACAUUCUCUUGCCCCUCCUCACCCUCCAGCGCCUCCUCCUCCUCUUCUUCCUCGUCCUCUUCCUCCUGCUCUGAGAGCUCCUCAGACUGCCCCAACCACCACCAUCACCGUCACCACCACCAUCAUCCUCGGCCUCAGCUGCAGCUGCCCCCGCCCCCCCAUGGCGAGCAGUCGUCCUCCCCCAGCGCCAGCCCUCGCAGCUCCAGUCCGAGCGGGAGCAUCGGCAGCAGCAGCGCCAGCGAGGGCACCUGCAGCAGCGGCGUGUCGAGCGGCGGCGACCAGCGAGGUCCGAGUCCCCUGCUGGACAUCAUCUCGGAGGACGCCAUGGAGAUGGACCUGGGGGUCGACCCAGUGAUCGAUCCGGAGGUGGCGCUGAAGGCCUGCCAGGAAGUGCUCCUUAAAGUCAAAAUGUUGGACAACAAACAGGACGAGCACCAACAGGACACGGACGUCCCGGAGCGCUGCAGCCCACAGUGGCUCAUCAACCCGGACACGGGCUCCAUCAGAGAGGAAGAUGAGGAUGAAGACGAGCGUCAAAGAGACGCAGCUAAAACCCGGCGGGACCCGGCGUCCUCAGCAAAGCUGGAGUCGUCCUCGCAGUCGACGUCCAAACAGUCGUGGCUGCUGCGCCUGUUCGAGUCCAAGCUGUUUGACGUUUCCAUGGCGAUUUCUUACCUGUAUAACUCCAAGGAGCCGGGGGUGCAGGCGUACAUCGGAAACCGCCUCUUCAGUUUCCCCGACCGCGAGGUGGACGUUUACCUGCCGCAGCUCCUUAACAUGUACGUGCACAUGGACACGGAGGUGGGGGACGCCAUCAGACCCUACCUGAUCCAUCGCUGCAAGUCGAGCAUCACCUUCUCUCUGCUGUCGGCCUGGCUGCUGGGCGCCUACUCCUCCGACAUGCACAUCUCCACGCAGCGUCACUCCAGGGGCACCAAGCUGCGGAAGCUCAUCCUGUCGGACGAGCUCAAACCUCCCGGUCCUCCCUCCGAAGCUCCUCGGUCCGUUUCUGGGUCGGUUUCCAGCAGUCCACUGUCGUCGCCGCCCCACCUCCGCUGCCACCGCAGGCACAACAGCAGUAACGUGGACCCGUCCUCCGGCCCCCUCCCGGACCGCUCCGAUCAGGGGGAGGCGUUUGUUUCCCCGACCAGGAGGACGCAUCAGAGGUCCAAGUCGGACGCCACCAUGGUGAGCAGUGGAUCCAGCGCCAGCCUCAGACGGACGGGGAGCAACCCGAAGGUGGAGGCUGUCCAUGAAGAGCCGGAGCGUCUUCGUCCUCAGAGGGAGUUUGUCAAGUCUCUGUUUGGCAUCGGGAAGCGUUUGGCCACGCUGCCGACCAAAGAGCAGAAGACCCAGCGGCUGAUCUCGGAGCUGUCGCUGCUCAAUCACAAGCUGCCAGCUCGUGUGUGGCUGCCCACCGCCGAUCACCAGCACCACGUCUGCAGAGUCCCCCACACCCAAGCUGUGGUCCUUAACUCCAAGGACAAGGCUCCCUACAUCAUCUACGUGGAGGUUUUGGAGUGCGAGAGCUUCGAGACGUCUCCUGUUCCGGCUCGGAUCCCAGAGACCAGGAUCCGUACGGCCCACUCUGCAGAGAACCUGGACUGCGGCACGGCGGCUAACGUGAACAGCAGCAUGACGUCGGAGCACAGAGCGGGAAGUUUCUCCACCGUCCCAAAUUACGACAACGACGACGAGGCGUGGGCCACCGACGAUAUCGGACAGCUGCAGGUGGAGGGGGAGGCUCAGACCAGCAGCAGUGACAACAUCAGCCAGUUUUCAGUGGACAGCAUCACAAGUCUGGAGAGCAAAGAGCCGGUGUUCAUCGCUGCUGGAGACAUCAGGCGGCGUCUGUCGGAGAACCUCGCUCAAACACCCACCUCGUUCAAGAGGGACCCCGAGGACCCGUCAGCUGUGGCCCUCAAAGAACCCUGGGAGGAGAAAGUCAGGCGGAUCAGAGAAGCCUCUCCGUACGGUCACCUUCUUAACUGGAGGCUGCUGUCGGUCAUCGUGAAGUGUGGAGACGACCUUCGGCAGGAGCUGCUGGCCUAUCAGGUCCUCAAACAGCUGCAGUCCAUCUGGCAGCAGGAGAGAGUUCCUCUGUGGAUCAAACCAUAUAAGAUCCUGGUGAUGUCGUCAGACAGCGGGAUGAUCGAGCCCGUCCUCAACGCCGUUUCUCUGCACCAGGUGAGAAAACAGAGUCAGCUGUCUCUGCUGGACUACUUCCUGCAGGAGCAUGGCAGCUUCACCACGGAGGCUUUCCUCACUGCUCAGAGGAACUUUGUUCAGAGCUGCGCCGGAUACAGCCUCAUUUGUUACCUGCUGCAGGUCAAGGACAGACACAACGGGAACAUUCUGUUGGACUCUGAAGGCCACAUCAUCCACAUCGACUUCGGUUUCAUCCUUUCCAGCUCUCCUCGCAACCUCGGCUUCGAGACGUCGGCCUUCAAACUCACAUCAGAAUUUGUAGACGUGAUGGGGGGUCUUGAUGGAGACAUGUUCAUCUACUACAAGAUGCUGAUGCUGCAGGGUCUGAUAGCAGCCAGGAAGCACAUGGAGAAAGUGCUGCAGAUAGUCGAGAUCAUGCAGCAAGGUUCCCACCUGCCGUGUUUCCAUGGCUCCAGCACCAUCCGAGGCCUGAAGGAGCGUUUCCACAUGUCCCUGACGGAGGAGCAGCUCCAGCUGCUGGUGGAGCAGCUGGUGGACGGAUCCAUGCGCUCCAUCACCACCAAACUCUACGACUCCUUUCAGUACGUCACCAACGGCAUCAUGUGACCCGCCACGCCGGGAAGAGACGCCGCGUGUGCAGCGCGGCUUCAGCUUUCCUCCAUUCUUUGCGAAUCGGGAGCUCCACGUUGCUCCGGCUCGAUUUACCGGAAACAAAUUUUGUGAUUCUUCUGGAAUCUGGAUCAGAUUAUUAUUAUUAUUAUUUUUUUUUUUGUUAGGAUCUUGGAAAGUACAGAAUCUGGAACUUUACCGGAUCAACAGACACUAUAGAAAAGGCCAGAGGUGCAAAAAACAAAACCUGAGCUGAAUUUCUUUGAAACCUGAAGGACUUCUGGACUCGACUCUGAACCAGCUCAGGAGCUUUGGUUUGCUUUACUGAUCGGUUUUGGGACGCAUGGCCACUUCUGAACGGAUUUGAUCAAGAAGGACGUCGUCAUUUCAUCAAGAAGGAAAUAAUCAUUUUACUUUAAACUCCCGACACCUGCUCCGUGCAGCUUAAAACGCAAAAUGUCACCACUUUUGACUUAAUCGGUCGCAUCGUGAAGAAAGAUUUGCACAUUGAGCUGAAACCGCUAUUAUGAAAGUGGUCAACUGAAAUUGAUUGAUUAGAAAAACUAAUAACUCUACCAAAAACAACAACAGGUCCAUAUCCUGCUGCAUCGACCAGAAGCUAAGACGACAGCAGCUUGUUCCUCGUUUGAUAAAGUUCGACGGGGCAGCAAACACCAGCAGGGCGUCUCCACCGAUGAGGAACUUC
This is a messenger RNA of Nematolebias whitei (Rio pearlfish), 3837 nucleotides long. Its product is annotated as phosphatidylinositol 4-kinase beta. Gene Ontology annotation, molecular function: 1-phosphatidylinositol 4-kinase activity. Gene Ontology annotation, biological process: phosphatidylinositol-mediated signaling; phosphatidylinositol phosphate biosynthetic process. Gene Ontology annotation, cellular component: membrane; cytoplasm. Lineage: Eukaryota; Metazoa; Chordata; Actinopteri; Cyprinodontiformes; Rivulidae. The record is from RefSeq and is a predicted model, not a curated record. The transcript has 14 exons. The coding region runs from base 252 to 3128 and encodes 958 amino acids.